AUGACUAGGCACAUUCCGGAGAGCGUUUCAAAGUUGAAGCAAUUGUCAUCACUUGAUCUCUCAAGUAAUAAGCUCUCAGGUGCUGUUCCUCGCAGUUUGGCAUCACUCUCAUUUUUGGGGUUCCUGAAUUUGUCAAACAAUAACUUCUCUGGUAGGAUCCCUUAUACAGAUCAUAUGACAACUUUUGAUGCACCCUUUUUUGCUGGAAACAUUGGUCUUUGUGGUAUUCCACUUGAUGUGAAAUGUCCAGGUGAUGAUGUUGAUCCAGAAAAGGGAUUGAGUACUUCGAAGAGUAGUAGAAGUGGUGACACUUCUACUGAUAAGUGGUUUUACUUGAGUGUUGGAUUGGGAUUUGCAGCAGGAAUUCUUGUUCCUUAUCUGGUAAUCGCGAUGAAAAGUUCUUGGAGUGUAGCCUACUUCGAUGCUGUUGAGAAAGUUGUAGAUAGAAUACUGUUCCUGUGGUUGAAGUAUAGAACCAGACAGCAGAGGAACCAAAGAAGAUGA
Molecule: messenger RNA, 504 nt
Organism: Ziziphus jujuba (common jujube)
Lineage: Eukaryota; Viridiplantae; Streptophyta; Magnoliopsida; Rosales; Rhamnaceae
Product: receptor-like protein 1
Exons: 1
Coding region: 1-504 (167 amino acids)
Molecular function (GO): protein binding
Source: RefSeq, a predicted model, not a curated record